Colletotrichum chrysophilum is the source of this 1095-nucleotide messenger RNA. RefSeq lists its product as uncharacterized. NCBI's taxonomy places the organism in Eukaryota, Fungi, Ascomycota, Sordariomycetes, Glomerellales, Glomerellaceae. Gene Ontology annotation, molecular function: hydrolase activity, acting on ester bonds. The record is from RefSeq and is a predicted model, not a curated record. The transcript has a single exon. Bases 1 to 1095 code for a protein of 364 amino acids.
AUGUCGUCUAUCGAGACGAUACCCGGCAUGCGCGUCGCUACGCUAACCGUCAUGGCCACUCGCAGCCAGGACCAGUCCCUCGUCGCUGAGGUAGCAGCAUCCCACGGUGUGCGCUCAAGGGACGAAAUGUCUCAAGGCCAUCUGAUCCCCUCCUUUGGUUGGCAUCCCUGGUUCUCCUACCAGCUGUUCGACGACACCGUGCCCGUGGCUGAGAGGACGUACCACGAGGGCCAGCCCGACGCAAAGAAGCGACACUACCAGGCCGUCCUAGCACCCGCCCCUGAGGACCCCAGCUUUAUUGACGCCCUGCCCGCCCCGCGCUCAUUGUCAGUCUUUUUAGCAGAGACUCGUGCUCGUCUGCAAAAUCAUCCCCUUGCUCUAGUCGGUGAGGUAGGUCUUGACAAGGCCUUCCGCCUGCCUGAAGGAACCACCAACGUCGACCAGUCCUCCCGUGACCAGACCCUGACCCCGGGUGGUCGCGAGGGGCGUCGUUUGGCUCCUCAACGUGUCAAGAUGCCCCACCAGAUUGCCGUGCUGAAAGCUCAGCUGGCGCUCGCGGGCGAGCUAGGCCGACCCGUGAGUGUCCAUGGCGUCCAGGCUCAUGGUGUACUCCAUGAUGCCCUUGCAUCCCUUUGGAAGGGUCACGAGAAGGAGGUUAUCACCAGGCGCCAGAAGAGGAUGGUCGCCGAGGGAGCCGAGGACCCCUAUUCCGAAGAUGAGCUUGAUGAAGAUGACUACGGCAGGAAGCUCGUGCCGCCGAAGCCUUUCCCGCCGCGGAUAUGCCUCCAUUCGUACUCUGGUUCGGCUGAGAUGUUCAAGCAGUACACUAACCCAGCCAUUCCCGCACGGAUAUAUUUCUCCUUCUCCUCGGCCGUUAACCUAGGAACCAAGGCCAACGCCGACAGCAUAGUGGAGGUCGUCAAGGCUUGUCCAGAUGACGCUAUUCUGGUUGAGAGCGACCUGCACGUCGCAGGUGAGGAGAUGGAAGCUAGACUCGAGGAGAUGUACCGCAAGGUAUGCGAGGUCAAGGGAUGGACGCUCAAAGAGGGCGUCGCGCGCAUAGGCAAGAAUUACCGCCAGUUCAUUUUUGGUUGA